Cryphonectria parasitica EP155 is the source of this 1956-nucleotide messenger RNA. Its product is annotated as FAD/NAD(P)-binding domain-containing protein. Bases 1 to 1911 code for a protein of 636 amino acids. The record is from RefSeq and is a predicted model, not a curated record. Lineage: Eukaryota; Fungi; Ascomycota; Sordariomycetes; Diaporthales; Cryphonectriaceae. The transcript is spliced from 3 exons. Gene Ontology annotation, molecular function: flavin adenine dinucleotide binding; monooxygenase activity.
AUGAGCCCAUCCACAACAACAGACACACCAAAGCACGUCCCCUCCAGCCAGCGCUGCGAGCCCGGCUCCAUCAACGUGCCCAUUGCAAAAUGGCCCAAGACCGCCACCGACGGUCCCAUUGACGCCCUGGCCGUGGCCAAGGACAUCUUCUCAAGCUUCAACAGCAACCUCGCCAAGUUGCCCUCCCAACAGGCCGCUAGCGACAUCAUAUCUCUGUUUCGGGACGAGGGCUGCUACUGGCGCGACCACCUCGCCCUGUCGUGGGACCUGCGCACCCUCAAGAACCGCGACAAGAUCGCUGCCUUCCUGGCGGACAAUGCAAGUCUCGAGGAGGUUGCUGUUGACACUUCAACCGAGUUCCGGUCGCCUAAAGUUGGGGCUUUCAACCCAGAGCAGACGGUCAAGGGCAUCGUGGUCUAUCUCACUCUCUCUACGCGGCUGGGACGGGGACGUGGAUUAGCGAAGCUGGCCCAGGACGGCGGUGGUGGCUGGAAGAUCUGGACGCUGUUUACGGGUCUGGAGGAGCUCAAGGGGUUUGAGGAACCUGUUGGGCGGCGGCGGCCUACUGGUGUGGCACAUGGAUAUCACCGUGGGCGGAAGAACUGGCUUGAUAGGAGGCGGGAGGAGGAGGAUUUUGUCAAUGGUGACCCUGAUGUUCUCAUUUUGGGUGCUGGUCAGGCUGGGCUCACAGCCCAUGCCAGGCUGAAGAUGCUCAACGUUCCUACGCUGAUCGUGGAUGCGAACGCUUCAGUCGGCGAUAAUUGGCGGCAGCGAUACCACCAGCUCGUUCUCCACGACCCAGUAUGGUACGACCACAUGCCAUACAUUCCCUUCCCCGACUCGUGGCCCAUCUUCACGCCCAAGGACAAGCUAGGUGACUUUUUCGAGUCGUACGCAAAGCUGCUCGAGCUGAAUGUGUGGACCCGGUCGACAGUCGAGGCGGCCUCGUGGGACGAGCGCGAGAAACGCUGGACCAUCACGGUCAAGCGCACAGUCACAGACGGCCAGGGCGGCGAGGAAACGCACACACGCACCCUCCGCCCCAAGCACAUCAUCCAGUCCACCGGGCACUCCGGAAAACCCAACCUCCCCGCCAUCCCCGGCAUCGAGACGUUCCAGGGCGACUUUCUAGGUCACAGCUCAGCCUUCCCCGGCGCCCGCCCCGACGGAGCAGGCAGAAAGGCCGUCGUGAUCGGAGCGUGCAACUCUGCCCACGACAUUUGCCAGGACUACCACGAAAAGGGCUACGCCGUCACCAUGGUGCAGCGCUCGUCCACCUGCGUGGUCUCGAGCAGUUCCAUCUGCCGCAUCAGCCUGAAAGGGGACUACGAAGAAGGCGGGCCCCCGACAGAGGAUUCCGACCUGGCUGGGUGGGCCACGCCCGCAGAGGUGCUCAAGGCCGUGCACAGGGAAGUCUGCGCUGCACAGCAGGCCCACGAUGCGGAGACUCUCCAAGGCCUGCGCAAGGCCGGGUUCGCCGUGGAUAAAGGGCCGGACGAGUGUGGGUUGUAUCUCAAGUAUUUCCAGCGCGGAGGCGGGUACUACAUCGACGUUGGGGCCUCGCAGCUCAUUGCGGACGGGAGCAUCGCUGUCAAGCAGGGCCAGGAGGUUGUCGAGGUGCUGCCGCAUGGUUUGCGCUUUGCAGACGGGACGGAGCUUGAGGCGGACGAGAUUGUGUUUGCGACUGGCUAUCAAAAUAUGCGCACGCAGGCCCGGGCUAUCUUUGGAGAUGAGGUGGCGGACAAGCUCGGGGAUAUUUGGGGCUUUGAUGAGGAGGGUGAGUUUAGGGCGCUGUGGAGGAACUCGGGACAUCCUGGGUUUUGGUUUCAUGGAGGCAAUCUGGCGAUUUGUCGGUACUAUUCGAGGGUUGUGGCGUUGCAGAUCAAGGCGCAGCUCGAGGGUUUGGCUUGAUUGUGGAGGAAGCAAUGAUUAAUUGCAAAGCAUGCGAUUGCCUAG